AGAGAUAAGCAAAAAAAAAAAAACCGAAAAAGCAACGACUAACAGCUUCACUCACAAAACCAACUCUAUCUCAUGACCACACACAAACCUAAGAUCCCAUUCCCAUCUUGUCUUCCCACACGCUUCUGAGUCCUAUCUAUCUCUGUAUAUAUACUCAAUCCAACCAAUUACUUCAAUCUCUCUCUCAUUUAUCUCUCCGUAAAAAUCUAAGCUUUGAUCCGUUCUCUCUCUUUGUCCCUCUCUUUCUCUUUCUAUUCUUCCUCCUUGGAUCUCUCCUAGCCUUUGUGGCAGCUUAGGGGUUUGCUUUGGUGAUUUGUUGAUAAGUGAAAAGAGCGCCAUGGCAGGAGGAUGUGAGGAGAGGGAGAGGAGGAUGAUGAUGAUGGAGUCUGUGGUUUGCCCAAAGCCAAGGAAAUUACUACUUUUAAAUCCUUCUCUUUGUGAACAAAUCAGACCUCUUAGAUUGUCUGUCAAUCACCAUGCGGAGAUGGCAGAUUCAAAAGCUCGGGCAGAGCUGCUUGACAUAAUUCUUACUAAGGGAGGUAAUGGUGGGGACAAACCUGCUUUCCAAGUGGCAUCAUCGCCACCAUUUUACUGUGGUUCGCCACCAAGCAGGGCAUCAAACCCUGUAAUCCAAGAUGUGCAAUUUGGUAAUGAAAAAAUAACCCCUCUAUCUCCUGCACCACCAUCACCAUCUCCAUCGUCAUCAUCGGCACGUAAAGGAGGAAGUUGUGUCCGAAUGAAAUUUGGGGACAUGCCAGCUGUGGUGAGGAUCGAAGGGUUUGAUUGUCGCAGCAGAGAUCAGCGAAACUGUAGCAUCUCUGCUGUGGCUUGAACAUUGAAUUAAUGAAACCAUUAAUUGUAACAACUGCAGCGAAUUUUUUAUUAUAUGAGAGGGAGAGAGAGCUAAUGGUAGUGGUGUAGUUGUACUGCUGGUGUUUUUUGGUCAGUGUAUAUACAAGGUUAAUGGGUGUUCUAUGUUGAGGUUGUCAUUGUUUUUCACUCUCAUGGAUAUGUACAUUGUAAUGAAGUUGACGAGACAAAAAUGUUUGAAUUUUUGAAGGAAUAAAAGAGGGAGAUGCAACCGUGUCUCUGUGUAGCUUUUGUUUAUUGAUAAAA
Populus trichocarpa (black cottonwood) is the source of this 1116-nucleotide messenger RNA. RefSeq lists its product as uncharacterized. The record is from RefSeq and is a predicted model, not a curated record. The coding region runs from base 338 to 832 and encodes 164 amino acids. The transcript is spliced from 4 exons. Lineage: Eukaryota; Viridiplantae; Streptophyta; Magnoliopsida; Malpighiales; Salicaceae.